Messenger RNA from Vigna unguiculata (cowpea), 960 nucleotides. RefSeq lists its product as uncharacterized. The record is from RefSeq and is a predicted model, not a curated record. NCBI's taxonomy places the organism in Eukaryota, Viridiplantae, Streptophyta, Magnoliopsida, Fabales, Fabaceae. Gene Ontology annotation, molecular function: zinc ion binding; nucleic acid binding.
AUGCCACUGGAUGAGGAGUGGCGAUGCAGGAAAUUUAAGAAUGGCCUCCGCGGAGAUCUUCGUCUGAUGGUGGCCCUGCUUUCCAUCAAGGACUUUGCAGCCUUGGUGGAGAAGGCUAGGGUCAUGGAGAAGAUGAAGGUGGAGCAGAGCAGGAUUCAGUGCUACCAGUGUGAGGGACCACAAAAGAGGAAUGUUUGCCAACAGCUUGCAGGCUUCAAGAGGUGCAACAACUGUGGCAAGGAGGACCACUUUGGGAGGGAUUGUCCCACCCUUGCUAGGGCAGUGACGCGACCUCCAGUACAGACUCCUACGCAGAACCAACAGAGGAGGGGAGGCACCAGGCCUCAGGCGUCGGGCAAAGUUUAUGCCAUGUCAGGAGCGGAAGCAACGGGUUCAGGUAACCUUGUUAUAGGCCAUUGUUUGAUAGCUGGGAAAGCUUGUUGUUGUGAACUUGUGGUGUCUACUCCAGCAUCGGGUUUGGUCAGGACGUCGUCCUUGUGCGCUAGGUGUCCGGUGGAGGAAGAAGGACUGAUGUACAAAGUGAAUCUGAUUUACCUACCUCUACAAGAGUUGGAAGUGAUCUUAGGGAUGGAUUGGUUCUUUGCCAAUCGCAUCGUUAUAGACUGCCAAGAGAAGAGGUUGUUGUUUCCCAACUCAGAGGAGCCUGAGUUGAUAUCAUCCCAGGGAGUCGUGAAGGAGAUUCAGAGGGGCGCGCAGUCCUUCAUAAUUUUCACUCGUCUGGAAGUGGAGAAGGAGGAAGAGGCAUCAAUCAUACCAGUAGUACACGAGUUUAAGGAUGUAUUCCCAGAGGAGGUACCAGGGUUGCCUCCUAAUAGAGAGGUGGAGUUCUCUAUAGACCUAGUACCAGGAACCGGGCCAGUGUCGAUGGCUCCAUACCGUAUGGCUCCGGCAGAGUUGGUGGAACUCAAGAAGCAGAUAGAGGAUUUACUGGGGAAGUAG